Molecule: messenger RNA, 1356 nt
Organism: Phaeoacremonium minimum UCRPA7
Lineage: Eukaryota; Fungi; Ascomycota; Sordariomycetes; Togniniales; Togniniaceae
Product: putative phosphatidate cytidylyltransferase protein
Exons: 3
Coding region: 1-1356 (451 amino acids)
Cellular component (GO): endoplasmic reticulum membrane
Molecular function (GO): phosphatidate cytidylyltransferase activity
Source: RefSeq, a predicted model, not a curated record
AUGGCCAACGGGCGCAGAAACGUCAAGUUCUCCCAUAGGGCCAGCAACGGCCACAAGGCCGAUGGCCGUCGCUCCAGCUUCAGCGACGUCAGCGAGGACGGCUCGCCCACAAAGGCUAAGUCGUCCGCCGCCGCCGCUGCCAUGGACCAGAUCGAAGAGAAACCCACCCCCGAAGAACAGCGAGCCGAGUACGAGAAGAAGAAGCAGAACUUUAUAACGCGGAGCAUAUGGACGUUCAUCAUGAUCGGCGGGUUCUUUGCCGCCCUCUUCAUGGGCCAUCUCUACAUCCUCGCCGUCAUAACCAUCAUCCAGAUCAUCUCCUUCAAGGAGGUCAUCGCCAUCGCCAACGUCCCCAGCCGUGCACGCCAGCUGCGCUCCACAAAGAGCCUCAACUGGUACUGGCUCGCCUCCACCAUGUACUUCCUCUACGGCGAGAGCGUCAUCUACUACUUCAAGCAUAUCGUCCUCGUCGACAAGGUCCUGCUUCCUCUAGCCACCCACCACCGCUUCAUCAGCUUCAUCCUCUACAUCAUUGGAUUCGUUUUCUUUGUCGCUUCACUCCAGGCCGGCCACUACAAAUUCCAGUUCACCCAGUUCGCUUGGACGCAUAUGGCCCUGUAUCUCAUUGUGGUCCAGGCCCAUUUCAUCAUGAAUAACGUCUUCGAGGGCAUGAUCUGGUUCUUCCUGCCCGCCGCUCUCGUCAUUACCAAUGAUGUCUUUGCCUACAUUGUCGGCAUCACCUUCGGCCGCACUCAGCUCAUCAAGCUCUCCCCUAAGAAGACCGUCGAAGGCUUCGUCGGCGCUUGGGUCAUGACCGUCAUAUUUGGCUUCGGUCUGACGAACCUCUUGAUGCGCAGUGGAUACUUCAUCUGUCCCGUCACCGACCUUGGCGCAAACAUCUUUACCGGACUCGCCUGUGACCCCAACCCAGUCUUCCUCCCCCACACGUACACACUACCGGACCUGUUCUUCCUGCCGCCCAACACCACGCCGAGUCUCACCAUCGAGCCCAUGCAGCUACAUACCUUCAUCUUCGCCACGUUUGCCUCUCUCAUUGCGCCCUUCGGCGGCUUCUUCGCUUCUGGUCUCAAGCGCACAUUCAAGAUCAAGGACUUCGGCCACUCCAUCCCCGGUCACGGAGGUAUGACGGAUCGCAUGGAUUGUCAAUUCAUCAUGGGCUUCUUUACGUACAUGUAUUAUCACAGCUUCAUCGCUGUCCACAAGCUCAAUCUUGGUGGUGUCAUGGAGAUGGCCAUCACCGGCUUGACUGUCGACGAGCAGGUCGAGCUUAUUCGGGGAAUGAGCAGAUAUUUGGGCAACCAAGGCCUAGUCGGAGAGGAGGUGAGUAACCCCUAA